Messenger RNA from Symbiodinium sp. CCMP2592, 2646 nucleotides. The record is from the annotation of a GenBank genome assembly. Lineage: Eukaryota; Dinophyceae; Suessiales; Symbiodiniaceae.
AUGGUGGAAGCUGCACGACGUGGGGACCCGAGCAAGGUGCCGACAGCAGACCUGGACGAGACAGAGCAGCCAAAGGAGGAUGUGAGCACGAGUGCCGAGGGCGACAAGGACAAAAAAGAGGACAGCGUGGUGGAAGCUGCACGAUGUGGCGACCUGAACAAGGUGAGCGCGAGUGCUCGGGGCGACAAGGACAAAAAAGAGGACAGCUUGGUGGAAGCUGCACGACGCGGCGACCUGAACAAGGUGAAGGAGGUUUUGGCGAGCGAUGGUGACCUCUCCAAUGGCUUGGAGAGUGGUCAAGAGACUUUCCCAGACAGAGCACUUGCUGCCGAUGGCAAAAGCCAGGGUUUCGUCCCCAGGACCAGGGCUUGCGAGGGCAAAAGCUCGGGGACCAGGCCGAUCAUUGCAGCUGCCGUCUCAGGGCACAGCCAUGUCGCGUGGGAGCUCUUACGGUCGAGAGCUGACGUGGAUGCCAGAGAUUCCGAUGGACUCACAGCACUCUCGGCAGCUUUCUGCUCGAAGGAUUGCGACAUCCACAUGUGGUUUCUUUUGCAUCAGGCAGCAGAUCAAAAGCGAAAGAAGCCUGAUCAGAGUUCGGACGCUCAAGAAGACAUCCGGAAUCAUGAUGAGCGGACCUCGAACACUCAAGCAGUGCGAAAUCAGAGUUCGGACGCUCAACAAGACUUCCGGGAGGAUGAGAAGCAGACCUUGCACAUGCUCUCGAACGCUCAAGCAGACAUCCGCGAGGAUGAGUUCUUGCGCAUGUUCUUCAACGGGCUCAAGCAAGCAACAGUCAUGGCAGACAUCCGCACGGAUGAGAAGCGGACCUUGCGCAUGCUUGUUACACUGCUGCGUGGAGAAGGGGAGUUCUACACGGCAAAGGUUAAAAGCUUGCUGAAGGAGGUUGAACCCGGACUCUUCCGCUCUGAGAGAUUGAGGGAGCGAGUGCGCACAGUCCUUUGCGAUUAUGCAUGGGACAGGCAGGAGGUGCAGGAAUUUCUUCAUGAGGAUCGCCGGAGGUCUCGGAAGUCCAUGUUCGCUGGCGCUGAUGAUCGUGCCAAGAAGCCCGAGGAUGUCGAUGCAUUCAACUUGAGCUGGCACAACAUGCUCUAUGCCCCGGAAGUACAGGUGUCGUUGCAAAUGCUGCCAAUCGCGGCACCUCUGGCAUGCAAGCCGUCGGUUCUUGCAGCACUGGCUGAGACCGCUAACGAGGAGACCCUACAAACAGACACUGUGGAAGCCAUCACUGCAGCGGCGUGGCUCCAGAUGCGAGUGGCCACCGCCGUCGACAAUUUCCUGAACUGCGUGGCUGUGGGAUGUUUGUGUUUGGUAACUUGGGCGUGUCGUAAAGGUGACAUGGAUGCCCAGCCAGCACUAUGGGUCCUGGCAAUGAUUCAGAUCAAAGAGGCUGUGGAGUUGCUCUCUCAACUUGGACUCUAUGGCUGGAGCUGUAUGCCCUGGAGGCACAAGGACGCCCAAGGCAAGGGGCAUGCGGAUCGCGUGGACGGACAGGACAUGAAGCUGCUGGGUGAUGCGGACAUCUCCUUUGUUCAGCCUGCGCCCGGCUUGGAAACUCUCGUUGAUUUCCUCUUCUUGGUCGCCGGCUCCUUCGCCAUCUAUGGCCAGAUGGAUCUCUGUAGCGACCUUGAGUUGGAGCCCAUCUUCUUGCCAGGAUUUUGCUCGAUGUACUGGCUCCGACUCAUGUACAGCCUUCGUGGAGAGCGGUGGCUGGGGCCCUACCUUCUACCGAUUCUAUCAGCCGUUCGAGACACCGGGGCGUUCUUCUUCGUCACCUCCCUCUGCGUUGCAAGUGCGACCCAUGCCUACGUGAUCAUGAACCCCCGAGGCGAGGAUGAGUACCCCAUCUACUCUUCGUUCUUGCACACGGUUCGAUUGGCCAUCUUCGGAGACUUUGACAUGUUUGAGUACCAGGGCCAGGACACAACCUUUGAGCAUGUGGAGGGCGAGUGGGCGCCGAUUGAUCCCAGCCCGAAAGCUGUGGGAGACAGCCCUUACAGGCCUUACAUCUACCUUCAGCUGUGCUUCUUCGGCACCGGGAUUGGCAUUACUGUGCUGCUCAUGAACCUGCUGAUUGCUAUUCUGAGCCAGAACUACGAGAUGCAGCAAGAUCGGGCACAAGGGCUCUUUGUGCAGGCCCGCGCGCGCAUGCUGCUGGAGGUGCAGCGCAGGCCUUGGAUGAUGGUGGGCACUUGGCUCGGUCGCAAGCUCUUGGACCCCGAAGCCAAAAAGCCUCCGCCCCCUUACUUGCACUUUGCGAAGUUGGCAGAGAUCGCACUGAGCCCUCUCAAGUUAAUCAUGGAGUCCCUGGCCCCGGGGACGUACUACCAGAAGAAGCUCUUCGAACGUUUCAUGCAGCGUGCGCUCUGGAGCCCUGUCUCAAAGUAUAACUUCUUGGCGCUUGGCAUCCCAGUAGUGUGUGUGGUGCUGCUGGCCGGGUCUCUAAUGAGCCUGCUGGCUUUUGCCUUCGUCGUCCUGGUGCUGCCAGCCGUUGGCUUUCGGCGCACAGGCAUUCGCUACACGCUCAACCUCAGCUUGUUCGGCCUCUUUGGUGAUCGCUUUGCCGAGGAGUGUGAGAUUUUUGCUCUGGUCCGGACGGACCCUACACCGCAAUUAUCGGGGGUGUAG